AUGGAGGAUUUCAUAGAUAUGAUCGUAAGCACAAUUCUCGUUGAUGAUGAUCCACAAGUGUCAAGUAACGCCCAACAAAACUGUGAUGGCGAUGGGAAUCGCUCGACAGAGAGAUUCAGGCGCCGACUGCAAUGGCAUCGACGAGUUUUGAACAACGAACGUGCGGGGUACAUGCUGAACUUCGCAGUUAUUUUGACGAGCUUAUUGUCUGCCAUGUAUAGUUCUCCCGUAACUAUUUGGAGGAGAGAACGGAGCAGCCAGUGGUGGGAAGUGGAUGCCCUCAUCCAGUUUACUGACCAGAAGUGGUACGAGAACUUCCGAAUGACAAGGGCAGCCUUCCAACUGCUAUGCAACCAGCUGCAUCCUCAUCUUGUCAGGCAGGUUUCAAGAAUGAGGCAACCGGUAUGUGUUGUCAAGCUUCUAGCACUAACCUUGUACCGUUUGGCAACUGGGGAGUCAUUCCGCACCAUCAGCAACUUGUUUGGUGUUGGACGGACAACUGCAUAUGAUGGAUUUUGGGAUGUGUGCAAUGCUUUGAACAGCCACUUAAAGAAACUGUAUGUCAAGAGACCUAAAGGUGAGGCUGUCAACCGGAUGAUAAAUGUGUUUGAGACGAAAUAUGGCUUCCCGAUGUGUGGAGGAGCAAUUGAUGGCACCCACAUUCCCAUCAUUGCACCUGAUCAGUACCACACAGAUUACUUUAAUCGAAAGGGUUGGUACAGCGUGUUACUUCAAGGCCUUGUAGACCACAACUUCAAAUUUAUGGACUUUGAUGUAGGACAGCCUGGAAAGUGUCAUGACUCGUGGGUAUUUCAGUCCUCAAAACUGCACUUGAAACUUGUGAAUGGCACGUUUUAUCCAAGGCUCACAAGAGCAAUUGAGGGCCAAGAUAUACCCAUCGUUAUUCUUGGAGAUUCCGCCUAUACUUUGUCACCAUUCUUGAUGAAACCCUACCCAGAAGGACUAGCAACUGCAGAAGAACUUCGCUUCAAUGUACGCCUCAGCCGAGCACGCAUUUUGGUCGAGCAUGCAUUUGGUCGGCUGAAGGGGCGAUGGCGCUGUAUCAUGAAGCGCAAUGACUCUCAUGCGAAGAACAUUCAUGUUUUAGUUUCAGCAUGCAUUGUCCUGCAUAACUUCUGUGAAACGUGGAAGCAAGAGAAUGAAGACAUGCACAUCAGAGAUGAGCCACAAGAUGAUGAUCCAUUUGAGCAUCAAGCUGACCAUGCACAGAAUAUUGCCGAGGAUGGAGAACAGUUCCGUGCAGCACUUGCACGAUACUUCACAAGUCAGCAUUGAAAAGAUGUACAUGUAGCUUCAAGUCAAGAUUCAUGUCAGUAGUGAAUUCUGCAGGAAUUGAAGACUGCAUCCCCAACCCUAAUAUUCCUCUUUUUAUUAUUAUUUUUUCUGAAGUAAAUGUGAUGCCAAUCAAUAACAGCAUAACAAAUAAUGCGCCCACCCUUCUUGGAUCUGCCACUGCAUUUUUUUCGCAAACAAGUUUUCUGUCCUAAUUGGCCUCUUUGCAAAUGCUCAAUAAUUUUUAUUUUGUGUAAAGAUGAAAACUGAAGAAAAAAGAAUACACAAAGUUUGAAUCCCAGCUGUUUAUAUUUCAUAACCUGUGGUAAAGACACAUUGAGAAAUAAACAUGUACAUGUACAUAUACUUUUAUUGUGCGAAUAUUGCAAUACAUGUAUAAACUGGAUAAAGUUUCUCUUUUCUUACACUAGUUACAGACUUCUUAAAAUGAUGUGCUUUUAAUAAAACAAACUUGGAGUUUU
Messenger RNA from Patiria miniata (bat star), 1775 nucleotides. RefSeq names its product protein ANTAGONIST OF LIKE HETEROCHROMATIN PROTEIN 1-like. NCBI's taxonomy places the organism in Eukaryota, Metazoa, Echinodermata, Asteroidea, Valvatida, Asterinidae. The transcript has 2 exons. Bases 1 to 1296 code for a protein of 431 amino acids. The record is from RefSeq and is a predicted model, not a curated record.